Gambusia affinis (western mosquitofish) is the source of this 780-nucleotide messenger RNA. It is a transcript of the gene lg04h19orf53, whose product is annotated as linkage group 04 C19orf53 homolog. The record is from RefSeq and is a predicted model, not a curated record. Bases 78 to 371 code for a protein of 97 amino acids. Lineage: Eukaryota; Metazoa; Chordata; Actinopteri; Cyprinodontiformes; Poeciliidae. The transcript has 3 exons.
CUGUAACCGAACAAAGACGGACGUAAUGCGCCACGCUGUGACACGAAGAAGGAGUUUGUGUUCUCAUUCGGUAAAAAAUGGCUCAAGGCUCUAAGAAAUUUAAGGCUCAGCGUCCUGGAGGGUCCAAGAAACACCAACAAAACAAACAAAAAGGACCGAAGAAAGGAGGGAGGAUUAUUGCACCUAAGAAGGCUCAAGUAGUUCAACAACAGAAGCUAAAGAAGGGCCUGGAGGUUGCCAUCAGGAACAAGAUUGAGCAGGAAGUGACCCAGAAGGCCAGCUCCUCCCUCCACAAGCCCCUGGCUUUGGUUAAAGGUGCUGAGGGGAAAGCAAAGCCCGCCGCUGCCCGCCCUGGAACCAGCUCCAAAUAGGAACUACCAUUGCCCGGGCCCCGGGUUUCAUCAAGUUAUGGACUUUAAUGGAACCUCUGCUGGGGCUGGAGAGAAUUUAUUCAAGCACAGAGUUUACUGUUUUAUGUUCAGCGAGGUUGUAUCCCCGUUCAGUCACUUUACUGUUUGUACAGUAAAAAAAAAGGAGAUAUAAAUGUUUUGUGUUUCUGUUUUCCAUAACAGAAGUGUUUACAGAAACGAACAUGCACACGUACCUGAAACUAAAAUAAAACUAAAAUAAAAACAAUCAGAAUAAAGAAAAAUGAUCUCUGAUGGUAAAUGAGCGAUAUGGCUGAAAAACUGUAACACCAUAUAUGGGAUUCUUAUCAGUUCAUGUCGAUAAUUAUUGAUUAGCAGUAUUUCAUACAUUAAAAACAAAAAGCUAAACCGA